ACUAGACGACCAAUCUGACCGAGAUUCAAACCCAUGUCGACCCCACGCGAAGAUGAUGAAGAUCUGAAGGCGACCUUUGAGCAAGGGUAUAAGCCCGGCGAGAAGAAGAGUAUAGACGAGUAUGCCAAACUUGACUCCAACGAUGAGUCUUUGAAGCGAUGGAAAGAAUCCUUGGGUAUCGUGCCAGGAGCUACUAGUAGCCGCUCCACGGGGCCCAAGGUAACGAUCCUCACUUUGGAGUUGACAUCCCCCACGUUGCCACAGGGCAAGAAGAUCUCGUUCGAUCUUCAAGACAAAGCGACGAUUGACACUCUGAAGAAGAGCCCGGUCUUAAUUAAGGAGGGCGUUGAGUAUAGCGUCGGUGCCACCUUCCGCAUUAACUACGAUGUGAUCUCCGGGUUACGGUACAUACAAGUGGUGAAAAAGGCAGGAAUUAAAGUGGAGAAGCUGGAUCAGAUGAUCGGGUCUUAUGGUCCUCAUCCCGGAGGCGAAAACUAUAAGACUACGUUCUAUACCGAGGAAUCACCGAGCGGGUUAAUCGUUCGUCAAGGCACAUACCAUGUGAAAUCCAGGUUCACGGACGACGACAAUCAAGUGCAUGCCGAUUUCGAAUGGGCGUUUAAGCUCGCCAAAGAUUGGGCAUAAAAAGCAUUGUCAUUUUGUGCCUCCAUUUCCACUGUUCUCUUUCUCCUCUUUUCUUCUGGAACUCGUCUCUCGCAACUCCAUGACAACCAUUUCUUGUGCAAUAUGCCAGCUGCAAUUUCAAAUUCAGAAGUUAGCUGACCGACCGUGCGAGUUACAGCAGAGAGAAAAAUUGUCAGGAAUCUAGUACCCGGUAUAGUGUGUGAAGAUGAACGAAUGCCGUUGCUUGAGGACCUUUUAGCGAUGUCAAACUAUUUGAGCAAGUGCCACCACGUCGUGUGAUGCAUUCCCUGAAAUCGACCGGAAUGACAGCUGCGAAGCGAUAUCCGGG
Cantharellus anzutake is the source of this 973-nucleotide messenger RNA. Its product is annotated as immunoglobulin E-set. Gene Ontology annotation, molecular function: Rho GDP-dissociation inhibitor activity; protein binding. The record is from RefSeq and is a predicted model, not a curated record. Gene Ontology annotation, cellular component: cytoplasm; membrane; cytosol. Lineage: Eukaryota; Fungi; Basidiomycota; Agaricomycetes; Cantharellales; Hydnaceae. Gene Ontology annotation, biological process: Rho protein signal transduction. The coding region runs from base 34 to 645 and encodes 203 amino acids. The transcript is spliced from 8 exons.